Molecule: messenger RNA, 1389 nt
Organism: Prunus persica (peach)
Lineage: Eukaryota; Viridiplantae; Streptophyta; Magnoliopsida; Rosales; Rosaceae
Exons: 4
Coding region: 474-1304 (276 amino acids)
Source: RefSeq, a predicted model, not a curated record
UAAUUGAAAGAGCUUGGUUUUUACAGUAAGCGGCUCUGGUGUAAAGUAGCGGUGGUGACAGUGGAACUCCAACUUCACAAUUGUUAGGGUUUAAAGACAGAGGAAUUAGGAUUAGGGCUUUGCAGUGAGAGGCUCUGAGCUUGCAUUCGCCGUUGAGGUUCAAAGGAGUAGUUGGGUUCUGAACGUAAAAGGAACAUUUUUUCGCUGGGCCUGGUUGUUCCAGAAAAGCUAAUGAUUGUUGCAAUAAACUUCCAAUUCAAAAAUGCUGGUGGAACCUUCCUGCUUAAUGCCUGAAACUAAGUUGAUGUUAGCUUAGAACUUGAGGGUUCUGAUAAAAAGAUUAGUGUGACCGGUUGUGAUAACUAGUUGAACCAAACUACUUUUGAAAUAAUAGCAGAAACCCUUUUGGUUCGUUUCAAUUUAUCAAUAAUUAAGCCUUUGCAUCCCAAAAGGAAAUUCAGUUGUUCUCUGCAAUGAAUUCUGUUUUCUCAUCACAGUCCCUUUGCAUUCCCCUAGCUAGCUUCCAGUUGCUACCUUGUCUUCAAACACAACCUCAUUAUACGUUCCCCAACCGUGUCUGUUAUCGGAAUCGUUGCAUCUCUCCUCUUUCUCUUUCCUUUCCUUUCAUUUCGCAUCAGGCUUUGCAUGCUCGGCAAUCAUUUUGUGGUGCUACAGCUCCACCAGAUGAAGGAGUAGUCUCUGUAAUCAACUUCGACGAUUUUGCUGAGAAAGACUGGUCCUUUCUUGAUUCCGCUGAUUUCAGUUCUGGACCAGAUUAUAACCUAAACAUUGAUCGCAUUAUAACUGCGGGAGAAAUUGAAGAAACUUCAAGAGUUAUGGUUUCAAUUGGUUCCGAAGGAUUUGUAGAUCGGGUGGUUGAAUCUUCACCCUGCAAUCUCUUGCUUGUUGUCCAUGAUUCACUUUUUGUGUUAGCUGGCAUUAAAGAAAAAUAUGACAAGGUUAAGUGUUGGCAAGGAGAAUUAAUAUAUGUGCCUGAUAAGUGGGCACCUUUAGAUGUUGUGUUCCUUUAUUUCCUUCCAGCCAUGCCCUUUACACUUGAUGAGGCGUUUGGAGCACUUGCAAGGUGUUUUUUGGCAGGUGCAAGACUGGUUAUUAGCCAUCCCCAAGGAAGAGAAGUUUUAGAGCAACAACGACAACAAUAUCCAGAUGUUGUAACUUCUGACUUGCCUGAGAAGAAGACUUUACAGGAAGUUGCAGCACAACAUUCUUUCGAGUUAACCGACUAUGUCGACGAGCCUGGUUUUUAUCUUGCUGUAUUAAAGUUUAGUGGGGCAAGAAACUGAGAGUUGAUUCUUGAGAGUUCCUUGUGCAAGAAACAGUGGAUUCAACUGAAAAUUUAUACUUACACCUUUUUGCCUGCUUGCGUUA